Aspergillus tanneri is the source of this 1737-nucleotide messenger RNA. Its product is annotated as putative Patatin-like serine hydrolase. The transcript has 4 exons. Bases 1 to 1737 code for a protein of 578 amino acids. The record is from RefSeq and is a predicted model, not a curated record. Gene Ontology annotation, cellular component: membrane. NCBI's taxonomy places the organism in Eukaryota, Fungi, Ascomycota, Eurotiomycetes, Eurotiales, Aspergillaceae. Gene Ontology annotation, biological process: arachidonate metabolic process.
AUGGAUGCCGUCAAUCUUCGUCGCAAGGAUACCACCAAGGGUCCUCCCUUGAGGAUCCUGUCCCUUGAUGGCGGGGGUGCAAGGCCCCCGCGACGCGAUCAAAUCCCCAAACCCUGCGACCAUUUCGACCUCAUCGCUGGCACCGGCACCGGCGGCUUGAUUGCGCUCAUGUUAGGUCGCCUACGCCUCGACCUGGAAACAUGCAAGGAAGUCUACGUGCGCAUGACCCGUCGGGUCUUCGAAACAGACAAGACGAUCGCCGGCAUUCCCUAUCGCUCUACGCUGUUCAAGGCUUCGAAACUGGAACAGGCCAUCCGCGAGUGUGUCCGAGAACACACGGUCUUCGAGGCCGAGGGCAACGACAUGUCCCCUGGCGCCGGCGCCCGCACUUCGAUUGCCAGUGCCCCGUUCAGUCCCAGUCCCAUUCCCCAGCGGUCGGGAAGCCGCGCCAGCUUCAGCACCAGUACGUCCCAUUCCUCCACCGCCGCCAGCCAGCGGAAUUCAACAUUUAUUAACGGCCUCCGGUGGGGAAAUCCGGAUGCGCUAUUGUAUGAUAAUCGGGAGUAUCGGACCAAGACUGCGGUUACGGCAUUAUACAAAGGCACAACCCGCCAGGGGUCUGCCGUGCUCCUACGAUCCUACGACUCUCGCAAAGAACCGCCCCCCGAGUUCAACUGUACGAUCUGGCAAGCCGGUCGGGCGACGUCGGCGACCGGGCUCGCGUUCAAACCCAUCCAGAUCGGCCAACACGUCUUCAUCGACGAAGGGGUCGGAACGUACAAUCCGGCGCCGCAAAUUCUCGACGAAGCCACCGUCAACGAGUGGCCUGGAAGGGAGGUCGGGGCGUUCAUCAGCGUGGGGACGGGCCGGCGUCCAUCCGGCACGAAUAACCGGCAGCAUGAGUGGUGGGAGGAUUUCUUCGGGGAUUCACUGGGCACCUUCGCGGAAGCCCGACGGCGACUGAUCGCCAAGAUCGAAGGGUGUGAGGAGAUUCACAAGGACAUGCUGCGCGAUCAUCUGGCCCGGCGCAAUGUGAACAAGGACAAUUACUACCGGUUGAAUGUCGAGGUCGGCGUGGGCGAGUUUGGCAUGAACGAAUGGAAUCGGCUGGCCGACAUCAGCACCAACACCCGUCGCUACCUGACCCGACCGGAGGUGAAGAAACAGAUCCUCGAUGCGGGCGUCAAGUUCGCCAAGAUCGAGCGCAUGCACCAGCGAUUGGCGGCGCACGAGGCGGCGGGACACGACCUGGCCGUAUUUCAAGACGAUGACAGUUCCAUAUAUAUCCAGAGUCCCCAGCUAUCGGUGCCUCCGCCGUCGAAACCGUUCGCGGUGGAAUUACCCGCCGAACUCCCUACCGACUUUCCCAUGCGACCGCCAUCAGGGCCUCCUCCUCCUCUGCCCACUGACACUGUCAUGCCGUCACCCGCGCGGGGAUCCGGUAGCGAUCUGGGCAGCUUCAGCCCCAGCGAGGUGAGCCGACCGGGAUCGCAGCAGUAUGGAUCGCCACGACAGAGCCUGGACCAGGUUGUCGAACACGGACCGCCACCGGUGCCGCCCAAGACGCCAAUCCCCUAUCCCAUGGACCAGGUGAGCGAGCUGGGAGGGAUCCCGAUGCCCAUGCCGUUGAUGGGGUCGCACAGUCCGGGGCGAAAUGGCAAAGUGCGACCGCCGUAUCCGGUGGAUGAACCUCCGGUGGUGAACAAGCAGCGGAAGCCCAGUUAUCAUCUGCGGUGA